Messenger RNA from Cyprinus carpio (common carp), 2699 nucleotides. Its product is annotated as polymeric immunoglobulin receptor-like. The record is from RefSeq and is a predicted model, not a curated record. The transcript has 10 exons. Lineage: Eukaryota; Metazoa; Chordata; Actinopteri; Cypriniformes; Cyprinidae. Bases 248 to 2236 code for a protein of 662 amino acids.
UCCUUAUAUCGAAACCAUGAAACCUGUGUAAGCGCUCAGUAUCAGACAGUGUACCUCCACUAGGUGGCGCUCUUUCAGUGUGAUUAUUGUGAUGUUCAGUCAGUGGUGAUGGUGGGAGGAGCCAGUAAAGCUGCUCAUUACUGAUAAAGAGCUGAAUAAAGAGGAAGUAACUAAAGCAGACAGAUGUAGAGACAGAGAGAUUCACACAGAUAUCAUCCAGCAGAAAGAAGACUGAACUCAACUCACAAUGAAGAUCCUCCUCAUCUUCCUCACUUUCUACCUGAUCUCAGCUGCAGUGAGAUGCUUUAGCGUCACGGGAUAUUCUGGAGGAAGUGUUCUUGUGGAUUCUGGGAAACUUUGGUUCAGUGACUCUGUUAAAUAUAUGGUUAAACAUAACCCAUGGAGAACCAUAAUAAAUUACAAGAAACACAGUGAAUGGACGAGUGAAGGAAGAUUCAUUCUUUUUCGCAGCAAAUAUGGAAAACUCAUGAUAUUCAUCAGAGAACUGAACACACAGGAUGCUGGCAAAUAUCGAAUUAGGGUUCUUGACAAGUGGUAUAUAGAUAUAACUUUGAAUGUGAAAAAAGAUUCAUGCUGUGUGGUGUCGAAGAAAGUAGUGGUAAAGAGUGGAGAAUCUGCCACCUUCAGUUGUGAAUAUUCACAGAAUCAUAUUAAUGAUGCAAAAGUCAUAUUCAAAGAACGACAAAACUCCAUUGACACAUGGAAUGAGGAAGAAAGACUCAGUAUUUCUGAUGACAAACGUAAUAACGUCUUCAGUGUGAGAAUCACUGCUGUGACACCAGAUGAUGGAGGAGUUUAUUUAUGUGGAGUUUGGAUCAAUAGAGACUCAUAUUCCAUUAGUACCGCUGUUCACCUGCACAUUAUGACUAAAGUGGGCGUGUCUAGAGUGAGCGGCUCCUCAGGAGGUCAUUUGAUGAUCAAGUGUGAACAUCCUCAAUACAAAACCAAACCAAAAUACAUCUGUAAAGAAUCAGACGGAUGUUCAGAGAGGAAGAAUCCAGGAGUUCAUGGUGAAUGGAUGGAGAAUGGAGAUGUUUCUUUAUAUGAUGACACCAGAGCAGGAGUCUUGAUGGUGUUUUUUAAGGAGCUGAAAGCUGCAGAUGCAGGAACAUACAGGUGUGGAGUGAAAGUAUCUGACUAUACUGAGAGCUUCACUGAACUACAGCUGAGCAUCAGACACGAUAUAAAGUAUUCAAAGAGUGUGACUGAAUCUGUGUAUCUUGGUGGAGAAGUCAACAUCACCUGUCAGAUCCCAGAGGAGCAUGAAGUUCAUUUCUGCAAAGAGGAUGAUAAUCACAUCUGCCAAACCAUCAUCUCAUCUAAAGUGACAGAAAUGAGUGGUUCAUCAGAGAGAAAUGAAGAGAGAGUUGUUACAGUGAGCUUCAGUAAUGUGAGUGUGAGAGAUGCUGGAGUUUACUGGUGUGGAGCAGAAACCAGAGACACAUAUCUGACUUUCAUCUCCCUGAACACUAAAAUUCAGAUCAGCCUCAUCAUGCCUCUAGUAGUGAGACAUGAAGGAGAAUCUGCUGAGAUCAUCUGCCCUUAUGAUUCAAUCUAUAAAUCAAAGCCAAAGUCUCUCUGUAAGGGGAAGUGCUCCACUAGAGACAGAAAUCCUCUCAGUGAGACUGUGAGAGAAGAGAAAGAGACCAAGACUGGCAGAUUGACUCUGAAUGAUGACGUCACUGUAGGUGUCUUCACUGGGACCAUCACUGGACUGACAGCAGAGGAUGCUGGGAAAUACUGGUGUGCAGUGACAUUAGAAACGGAGCUCAAUUAUCUUUACACUCAUUUGAUCGUCAUCAUGAAUGAGGAGCUGAACUUGACUAAGUAUGAAGGAGACGACGUGUCAAUCCAGUGCAAACAUCAUGAUGAAGAUCAGAAAAGCUUCUGCAAAGCACAUGAAGCCUCCAUGUGUGUGAAGGAUGGAGUUUCAUUGGAGAUGAUCAGAGAUGAUCGAUUCUCUUUCAGUGAUGAAGCAUCUACUGGAGUCUUUACUGUGAACAUCACUGAUCUGAGAGAAGAGGAUUCUGGGAUAUACUGGUGUGGAGCUCACAUCACCACUAAAGUCAGUCUCACUGUAAAAAUGGAUUUCUCUUUGCUGAACAUGAUUUCUUUGUGUUCGACUUUGCUGCUGGUCGGAGGAUUCAGUGUGACUGUGUGUAAAGAUCUUAGGGAUGAGCUCAACAUCAGGAGGUCACAGACAACAGUGAAGUGAUUCUCACUUGUAUUCUGGAGCAGAUAUGAUUUAUUCCUCUACUCCCCUUCUCACAAUCCUCUCGGAUGGCUUCACAUGAUGAUCUGUGAAAGUGCGAUUUGAAGACCAACACUGUUUUACAAGGCAUUGACUUUAAACACUGUUACAUUAACUUUUUCUCUUUAACUCAAUUUGUCUUUGUAAGUUUUGGAUAUUGAAAUAAAGUUUACACACUCUUAAGUUGGUUAAACUUACAGACGGAAGUUCACCUGCUGCCUUAAAAAUGAGAGGAAUAUAUUCUUAAAGAGCCCAACUAAAGCAAACACUUACAUCCAUGGUGGUGACAUCAUUUAACCAAUAAAACAUCAACAUCUGAUUCUCUGUAAUUCUCAGUAACAGCAGGUGUUCAUCACUAAUGCACAAUAACUUGUAAAACACAGCUUUUCAAGUUGAAACAAAGAAUAUCUUUAAGUUGAGUCUGCUC